UCUUGUACAACUGGUACGUAAGAAAUCCUAUAGUCUUCUCUUCCAAUUACUAUAACUGGACAAUUCUUUUGGACUUUCGUGUCAACUAAUGAGCAAUCUAAUGUAACAUGGACUACUUCCAACUUCUCUGUAGUAUUGGCGUGGUGCUACUCGCCUUAUACUACUACUAUACUUCGACGUUUGACCACUGGAGGAAUCGUGGAAUACCUGGACCGCGACCUACGGUCUUAGUAGGCAAUUUUGGGGACGUUUUCUUUAAAAAAAUAUCGUUUAGCGCCAAAACAAAGAAGUUAUACAAUGAAUACAAGGACGAACCGGUGUUUGGAAUGUUCGAGGGAAUGACACCUAUAUUAGGUGUUAACGACCUAGAUCUGAUCAAAGACGUUUUCAUCAAGGACUUCUCUGUAUUUGCCGACCGAGGCAUGCCUUCAUUUCCAAAGGCAGAACCACUGGGCGACACUCUUUUCUCCCAGAAACCCGACAAAUGGCGUCCAAUGAGGGCAAAACUCUCUCCGGUAUUCACGUCCGGGAAGCUGAAGGAGAUGUUCCCUCUUAUAUUAGAAUGCGCGAGCAAUCUGGAUAAAUACAUAAAUGAUGUGGCAGAGAAAGGAGAGCCGGCAGAAUUUCGCGACAUAGCCGGAAAAUUCACCACAGACGUGAUCGGCCACUGCAUUUUUGGGAUCAACAUGAACGCCCUCGGGGACAAAGAUAGCGAGUUUCGUAAAAUGGGAAAGAGAAUUUUCAAUCCCACCUUGAAACUAUUCUUCAGAGACGUCCUUAGACAAUUUACGCCAACCUUGUACGGUAGAAUCGGCCAUCUACUUCAACCUGAGGGAGUCGACGAUUUCAUGAUAAAUGUAAUUCACGAUACCAUUAAGUAUAGGAAAGAGAACAACGUGUUUAGGCCAGAUUUCGUCAACAUGCUGAUGGAUCUUAAGGAACAUCCAGAGAAACUACAAAACAUGGAACUGACAGACACGGUACUCGCCGCACAAGCAUUCGUCUUCUUUGCAGCUGGCUUCGAAACUACUUCAUCAACGAUUUCUCAUGCUCUUUAUGAACUGGCUCAACAUCACGAUAUGCAGGACAAACUACGCGAAGAGAUCAAAUCUGCUUAUGAGAAACACGGUAAAAAUUUGACGUAUGAGGUGAUCAAGGAAAUGAAAUAUUUGGACAAGGUUUUCAAAGAAACACUGAGGUUGUAUCCAGUAUUGCCAAUGGUAACGAGGGAAGCGAUUGAAAAUUACACGUUAAGAGGCACUAAGUAUACAUUAGAAAAGGGUUCGAAAGUGUGGAUACUGGUAUCGGGAAUUCAUAGGGAUUCGAAUAUAUUCCCAAAUCCAGAUGUUUUUGACCCUGAAAGAUUUAACGAUGACGCUGUUGCUGCCAGACACCCUAUGGCUUAUAUGCCAUUUGGUGUUGGACCCAGGAACUGCAUUGGUGCCCGAUUUGCUAAUUAUCAAAGCAAGAUUGGUAUUAUAACGAUACUUCGCAAUCACAAGGUCGAUAUCUGUGAGAAAACCAGGAUCCCAUACGAAGCCGACCCGAAAUACUUCCUGAUGACACUAAAAGAUGGAAUGAACUUGAAACUGAUUAAAGCGUAAAAUUAAUAUGAAUAAUUGUA
Molecule: messenger RNA, 1624 nt
Organism: Eufriesea mexicana
Lineage: Eukaryota; Metazoa; Arthropoda; Insecta; Hymenoptera; Apidae
Product: probable cytochrome P450 6a14
Exons: 6
Coding region: 108-1604 (498 amino acids)
Molecular function (GO): monooxygenase activity; iron ion binding; heme binding
Source: RefSeq, a predicted model, not a curated record